AAUCGAAUUCAAGAAUUGGAUUUAUUCCUAGUAAUUAUUUUUCUUAAUAUAUAGAAGUUAGUGUAUAUAAACUAUUACAUAAUAAAUUAAAUGAUUCCUGUGAUACACUAAUAAUAGUAGUAGUAAAGUUAACAUAGAAAUAGCUCUCAGUGUGAGACUGUAUAUAAAUUAUAGUUCUUUCUACUGUUGACUUAGACUCUUACUCAUAUUAAACAGUAGAGAUUAGUGUAUAUACCAAAGGGUACUACUACGCACUUAACUAGUACGCACUUCUCACUUUGCAUUUUUGCACUACACGCUUAACUACACACUUAACUACUACGCACUUUGCACUUUGCACUACGCCUACGCGUCUCUACUUUUGUUUUGCUUAAAAACUAAAAACUAUGGAGAAGACUCGAAUCAAUUAACUAAUCUAUAUAUAAUAUAUACCCUAUAAUUAAUAGUAUGGCUCGUACAACUAAUCGACUGAAACGGUCAAGUCUUGACUUUAAACAAUCCAUAAUUUCUAGUGCCAAAGAUCCCAUUUCUACUAAGGAAUUAUUAAUUAGGUUGCAAAAUCUUAGUGAUGAAUUAUCAUCAAUUGAUCAAGAUAAAGUUGAAAUAUCAAGUUUUCAAACUAUUCUGGAAGAUCUUACAAAUAAAAAAUUAUUACAUCAUACUAAUAUAGGAGUUCAAGCAUUUACUUGUUGUGCAUUAAGUGAUAUUUUAAGAAUUAAUGCUCCCAAUGCUCCCUUUACUGCUUCACAAUUAACUGAUGUAUUUAAAUCAUUUAUUAAACAAUUUAAAAAAUUAUCUGAUCAAGAAAAUCCUUAUUUUCAACAACAAUGUUAUAUAUUAAAGAGAUUAGCCGAAGUUAGAUCAAUAAUAUUAAUUACUGAUUUACCGGAUUCAGAAAAUUUAAUUGAAUUAAUUUUUGAAACUUUUUAUACAUUAUCAAAUAAAGAUUUCCCAACAAAAUUAGAACCUUUAGUAGCUGAUAUUUUAUCAGAAAUUAUUGCAGAAUCUGAAAUUAUUCCUACUAAUGUUUUAACUAUGAUUUUAAAUAAAUUCUUAACUGAUUCAGAUUCAAAUUCAGAUUUACAUUCACAUUCAAAUUCAAAUUCAAAUUCAAAUGGAAUUAAAUCAAUUACAACUAAUUGUGGAUUAAAUUUUUCAAUCCAAAUUUCAGAAAACAAUGUCGAUAGAUUAUCUCGACAAAUAGCUCAAUAUUUUUCAGAAAUUUUAUAUGAUAAUACUAAUCAACACCAAACAAUAAAUGAUAUAAGUAAUUUAGUUAAUAAUUCUGUUGAAAAAUUAUCUAAAAUUCAUAAACUUUGUGUACAAAUUUGGAAACAUGUACCAUUACUUUUAAAUUCAGUUAUGGGAUUAAUUGAUGAAGAAUUAAAUACUGAUAAUGAAAAAAUAAGAUCACUUGCCACUGAAACUGUUGGACAAAUGUUAGGUUCAUCAACUAUAAUUAAUUUUUAUAUUACUUAUAAAGAUACUUGGACAAAUUGGUUAAAAAGAACUACUGAUAUAUCACCAAUAGUAAGAAAAAAUUGGGUUAAUCAAUUACCUAUAAUUCUUAAUUCAAAUGGGAAUUUUACUACUGAAGUGAAUUUAGCAUUAAUUGGUUGUCUUAGAAAAUGUUUAUUAGAUACUGAUGAAACUGUUCGUGAAUCAGCUUGUUCAUGUAUUGAUAAAAUAACUUUUGAAAAUUUAACUAAUAGAGUUUGUAAUAAAAAUAUAUUACAAACAUUAUUUCAUUUAACAAGAGAAAAACAUCAUAGAAUAAGAAAUCUUGCAAUAAGAAUUCUUUCUUCAUUAUAUGAUAAUUAUAUUAAUUAUACGAAUUCUGGUAAAUUCAUUAAUUUUGGUAAUCAUCAAGAAGAUGAAAGUAAUGAAUUAAAUUUAUUAAUUUCUCAAGGUAUACCUAAUCAAAUUUUAUCUCUUGUUUAUAUUAAUGAUGUAAAUAUAACUGCAUCAGUUGAUUUAAUAUUAUUUGAAAAAUUAAUUCCAAUAUCAGAAACAAAUACAAUUAAAUUAGUUGAUAGAAUGAUUCUGCUUUAUAAUAAUUUAGAUGAUAAAGGUAAACAAUCAUUUAUUGCAAUUAAUAGAAGACAACAACAAAUAUCUAAAGUUAUUGAAACUUUUAUUGAAACCAGUUAUAAAUAUAAUCAAAUUCCUAAUUCUUUAGAAAAUAAAGAAAAUAAAGAAAAUGUUGAACAAGAUAAAGUUGAUGAUAAAAAAUCCCUUAUUGCAAAAUUAGAUAAAAUUAUUAAAUGGAUUUGUGUUUCAUUUCCAGAAGGAAUGAAUACUUAUUCAUGUCUUGAAAGAUUUUAUAAAUUAAAUAAAGGUAGAUUCUUUCAUUUAUUAAAAGUUUGUAUAUCACCAAAUUCAGAUAUAACAACUGUUAGAAAUUCUAUAAAGGAAUUAUUAACUAAAUUAAAUGAUUCUAAAAAUAUUAGAUUAGAUGGAGAUAAAAUUAUUUCUACUAAUGAUAUGAUAUCUAAUUUAAAAUUACUUUUAAUGAGAAGUUCAAUGUUAUUAUAUAAUAAAUCUAAUACGGUUGAAUUAAUUAAUUAUUCAAAAGAUAUUCAUCAUCCACUUUGUAAUUCAGCCAAUAAAUUACUUGAAGAAAUUUCUUCAACUGUACCAGAAGUAUUUAAAAAUCAUUUUAAUUCAUUAAUUCAACUUAUAACUAAUUCAAAUAUUGAAGGUAAUAAUAAAGCUCAUACUUUAAGAACAAUAUAUCAUUUUAUUAAAAAAUAUCCUGAUAUAUUUCCUCAUAAUAAAUCUUUUACAGAUUCAUUAAAUAAUCUUGUAUUUAAUGGAUCUCCAUUAGAAUCUAAAUAUUGUAUGAAAAUUCUUUCAUUUAGUAAUGAUAAAGAUAGUUUCUUUAAUGAUAUAUUUUUAAAAAUAUAUCCUCUUGAUUUAAAUCAUAAAAAUUUUGCAACCAAUUUAUCAACUAUUGCAGAAUUAUUUCUAUUAGAUCCUUUAUUAGUUCAAGAUAAAGCAGGAGAAAUUACUACUUUAUUAAUUCAAGAAUUAUUCUUAAAGAAUAGAUCAAUUAAUAAUGAUGCGAUUAUUCAAGCUGGUGAUUGGAUAUCUAAUGAAAAAUUAGAUGAAUUAAAUAAAGAUCAUUCAACUUUAAUUGAAAAAUUACUUGCAUUAAGAUUAUUUAUAAAUAGAUUAAGAGGUUUAGAAAAAGAUUUUAAUUCUAAUUAUAAUUCUAAUUCUAAUUCUAAUUCUAAUUCUAAUUCUAAUUCUAAUUCUGAUUCAGAUAAACAAGAUCUUAUAAUUAAUGCUCAACCAGUUCUUAAAUUAUUAAUGUCUUUUAUAGGAAAUGGAGGAGAAAUUAUUAAUAAGAAAUCUUCAAGUUAUCCAACUCCAGAACUUUAUAAACUGAAAUUAAGAUUAACUGCUGGUUUAUACCUUUUAAAAAUUGCUCAAUUCCCCAUAUUUAGUGAAAUGAUUUUAUCUAAUACUAUAAGAAGAUUAACAUUUUUAUUAACUGAUUCUAAUUUUGAAGUUAGAUCUAAAUUCUUAAGUAGUUUACAAAAGAAACUUGCUAAUGAAUUAAUAUCAGAAAAAUUCUUAGCUAUAAUAUUCUUUUCUGCUUUAGAACCAUCAAUUGAACUUAAGAAUAGUGCAACUAUGUGGAUCUUAUCAUUAUUUAAAAGACAAGAAUCAAAACAAUCUAUAAAAUUUGAAAAAUGUCUUGUAAGAAUUAUUCAUAUAUUAGCUCAUCAUGAACAAUAUCUUAGUUUAUUACAAAAUGAAUAUGAACAUGAAAAUGAAAAUGAAGAUCAAAAUGAAGAUGAAAUUCAAAUUCAAAAGCAAAAGCAAAAGCAAACAAGUGAAGAACGGGAAAUCUCAGCUUAUUCUUAUGCAUUAAAAUUCUUAACAUUUUAUGUCUCUUUAAUUGCUAAACCUGAGAAUAUUUCAUUAUUAUAUUAUUUUGCUAGUCGUGCUAAACAACAUAGAGAUGCAACUAUUGAUUAUGAUCAAUAUACUGGAGAUGAUAUACCGAAAGAGGCAUUAAAUCUUUAUCGAAUUGCUGAAUUAUCUCAAUUUAUUAUUAAAGAAUAUGCUGAUCAUAAGAAUUGGCCAACUCAAACUUGGCCUGGUAAACUUAAACUUCCAACAGAUUUAUAUUCUCCAAUGUCAAGUGUUAGUGAAGUUCAAAAAGUUAUAACUCGAGUAUUUAUACCUGAACAAAUUCAAAUUGCUUUACGAGGUCCAAUAAAGAAACGGUUAUUUGGAUUAUCAGGAAAGAGAAAGCAUGAAGGAGGAUCUAAAUCUAUUGAUUCAUCUAGAUCCAAACCUAAGAAGAAAAUAGCUAGAUUCAUUAAGAAAUCAAUUAGAAAAGAACCAAUUGAACCUUCAAGAAAGAGUUCACGUGAAAAGAAAGAUGUCAACUAUGCUGAUGGUAGUGAAUCUGAAUUUGAAGAGUAGAUUUAUUUGUAAGUUAUAUAUACAUGUUAUUAUAUUAUA
Scheffersomyces amazonensis is the source of this 4479-nucleotide messenger RNA. It is a transcript of the gene PDS5, whose product is annotated as Pds5p. The record is from RefSeq and is a predicted model, not a curated record. The transcript has a single exon. Gene Ontology annotation, biological process: mitotic sister chromatid cohesion; DNA repair. Bases 448 to 4440 code for a protein of 1330 amino acids. Gene Ontology annotation, cellular component: nucleus; chromatin. NCBI's taxonomy places the organism in Eukaryota, Fungi, Ascomycota, Pichiomycetes, Serinales, Debaryomycetaceae.